Molecule: messenger RNA, 1891 nt
Organism: Cucurbita pepo subsp. pepo (vegetable marrow)
Lineage: Eukaryota; Viridiplantae; Streptophyta; Magnoliopsida; Cucurbitales; Cucurbitaceae
Product: cysteine desulfurase 1, chloroplastic
Molecular function (GO): cysteine desulfurase activity; pyridoxal phosphate binding
Source: RefSeq, a predicted model, not a curated record
GAUACAGCUUUAUUUUGUGUAGGGGCAUCGAUACCAUCCAUCCAGACCUCUUCGAUUCUCUCAAGUUUGGGAACGAAAGGAUGAUGGAAGGUGUGGUUCUCAAGCUCCCAUCCUUCCAAUUCCAACUCCUUUUCAUAAACCCUAGUCGUUGCAGUUCCUGUUUCUCCUCCACUCUCCGCACCUCCUCUUCUCCUUCUCUCCGCUUCCGCUUCCGCAGAUUUUCCUCUCCCUUCUCUGUUUCUGCUUCAGCUUCCACCGCCAGGGAAACGGACAACUUGCAUCUUGGUUCUCUUUCGCUUGGCCACUCAACUCGACCUGAUUUCCCCAUCCUCCAUCAGGAAGUAAAUGGCUCCAAGCUUGUCUACUUGGACAAUGCCGCCACCUCUCAGAAACCGAUUGCUGUGUUGAAAGCCUUGCAGAAUUAUUAUGAGGCUUACAAUUCAAAUGUUCAUCGUGGCAUACACUACUUGAGUGCGAAGGCAACGGACGAGUAUGAGCUGGCAAGAAAGAAGGUUGCGUCUUUUAUCAAUGCUGGAGAUGCUAGAGAGAUCGUUUUUACUAGGAAUGCAACUGAAGCUAUCAAUCUAGUGGCUUAUUCUUGGGGCAUAGCGAAUUUAAAAUCAGAAGAUGAGAUCAUACUUACAGUUGCUGAACAUCAUAGUGCCAUUGUCCCUUGGCAACUUGUAGCUGAAAGGACUGGUGCUGUUCUGAAGUUCGUGAGUUUAGAUGAACAUGAUGUCCCAAACUUGAAAGAUUUCAAGGAGAUGUUUACAACAAAAACAAAGCUUGUGGUUACCCAUCAUGUCUCAAAUGUACUAGCAUCUGUUCUUCCAAUUGAAGACAUAGUUAGCUGGGCACAUCGUUUUGGGGCUAAAGUGCUAGUAGAUGCAUGCCAGAGUGUUCCACAUAUGGUUGUCGACGUCCAGGCGCUUGAUGCUGACUUUCUUGUUGCUUCUUCUCACAAGAUGUGUGGGCCUACAGGCAUCGGGUUUUUAUAUGGAAAGAUUGAUCUGCUGUCUGCAAUGCCUCCAUUCUUAGGUGGUGGAGAGAUGAUCUCAGAUGUAUUUCUUGACCAUUCCACAUUUGCAGAACCUCCUUCCAGAUUCGAGGCUGGGACGCCAGCGAUUGGAGAAGCAAUUGGAUUGGGAGCUGCUAUUGAUUAUUUGUCUGGAAUCGGCAUGCAAAAGAUUCAUACUUAUGAAGAAGAAUUGGCGAAUUAUCUAUAUGAGAACCUUCGUGCAGUCCCUAACAUUCGCAUAUAUGGCCCAGUCCCUAAUGCUGAACGUGCUGCUCUGUGCUCGUUCAAUAUUGAAAACAUGCAUCCAACGGACAUUGCAACUUUUCUUGAUCAACAGCAUGGUAUAGCCAUCAGAUCAGGACAUCACUGUGCGCAGCCCCUCCAUCGGGCCCUCGGUGUGAGCUCGAGCGCACGAGCUAGCCUUUACUUCUACAACACAAAAGAGGAUGUGGACUACUUUAUCCAGGCUCUGAAUGACACUGUAAGUUUCUUCGACUCCUUCAAGUAGGGAUCUGGUAAUACCAAAGCUUGUUGGUUUGGUGGGUCCACUGCAUGGAUUAUGCUCUGUUUCUUGGUUUGGUGAAGAUUGUCUUUCUUCUUGCUAUCUUGAGCUGAGCCUGUGACAUUUACUACCAGAUGUUUGCCCAUAUAAUGUUCUUGUAAAGACCACAGAUUUCUCCUAGUUUUAGACUUUAGUUUAUCUAUAAAUUAUUUAAUUAAGCUAUGCUUUCAUGGACUCAUUUUUCUCCAGAUAACGGGAUACUGUUAGUGUAUUAUAUAUAGUCAACUCAAAUCAGAAGUCUCAGAUUCUUUGGGCUCAUGACAUGAUGGUUUAUUGUAAUGAAAUAUACCAUAAAACCAAUUUUAUGUUGA